This is a messenger RNA of Scleropages formosus (Asian bonytongue), 1493 nucleotides long. RefSeq names its product nucleolar and spindle associated protein 1 (gene nusap1). Gene Ontology annotation, cellular component: microtubule; mitotic spindle; nucleolus. The record is from RefSeq and is a predicted model, not a curated record. The coding region runs from base 140 to 1489 and encodes 449 amino acids. Gene Ontology annotation, molecular function: microtubule binding. Gene Ontology annotation, biological process: establishment of mitotic spindle localization; mitotic cytokinesis; mitotic chromosome condensation. NCBI's taxonomy places the organism in Eukaryota, Metazoa, Chordata, Actinopteri, Osteoglossiformes, Osteoglossidae. The transcript has 12 exons.
UCAAAUGGCUCGGAUGUGAAAUUUGAAAUCUGGGGUGGAGAGCGCCAAGCGCGAGUUUGGUGCUCUGCGAAGUGUUUGACGUGGUUUUGUCAUCUUUUGCAUUUCGGAUUUUAAAAUUUAUCUUUGCUGCCUAAAAAAAAUGAAUAUGUCGAUGGAUCUGGAUGCAGUGAAGUAUACGGAUUUGCAGCGACUUGCAAAGGAUGUUGGGCUUAAGGCGAAUAUGAAGGCUGAUAAGCUGCUGAAAGCGCUGAAAGAGUUCUACCAACAACAGCAAGAAGAAAACAAGGGAGCAAACGCAGAUGAAGUCGACCCUGUUAAAGCUGAGCUUCGGGAGGUAAACGCCCGCUCACCGGUUGUUGCGAGCUCUGCGUUUAUCACCAAGCGUCGCGGUCGAGGCCAGAAGGCCAAGAGGAAGCAACCAGAAGAUGAGGAGGACGGUGCUGAAGCUGAAUUUAACACCGCUGAGGACAUCGCACAGUCUGAAGAAAAGAUUGAAGAGGGCAGCAAUAAGAAGAGAAGGCUGUCUGAAGGGCAGGGAUCUGAGUCAGGUACCCAGGAAGAGAAGCACACAAAGUCCACAGAAAAGACUGAAGUAAAAGCUGGAAAAGAAGCUGGUCGGAAGUCAGUGAAGCCCAGUAAAAUUCCGCGCCAUGAUGGCUUUAGAAAGACAGAAAGCCGACUGAAGCCUACAACACCAAAUUUCAAAAAACUCCAUGAAGCACACUUUAGCAAGAUGGAGUCCAUUGAUUCAUAUGUUCAGAGGAAAGCCAAACAGAUGGCGGUCUUCAGGAACUCUGUGAAGGAGUUAAAGUUGCUCUCAGAGAAAGCCAUUCCCAAAUCAUUGGAUAAAAAACCCAUGAAGCCAAACGUGAGUCGUGCCUCCCUGUUCAGCCCGGUGGCAAAUGGAAAAAGACAGAGUUCUGAGAAUCGCAAACUCACUCGAUCAUCCACCAGCAAACCUGUCCUGAAAGACACCAGUGCCUUCAAACCCACCGUGCUGUCCACAUGCAAGAUGAACGUCAGGUUUUCUCAGACCACUCAAGAUAAUGAGCAUAAACGCUCCCUGAUAAAGACGCCCGCACGUAUGUCUCCUCAUGUGGCAUUAACUUCUACUCCUGGGACUCGACCUAAUUCUCAGAUCAAGCCUGCAGUCAGUUCCAACAAUCUCAGGACACCAGGAACAUUUGUUUUCAAUGGAAAUGCCAGUUCUUCUACCACUCCUGGAACUAACAAGAAAAAUGCUUUUGAUUUGAAGGCUAGUCUUUCUCGACCUCUUACCUAUCAACCACACAAGGGAAAGCUGAAGCCAUUUGGGAUGACUCAGGAAAACACCAGCUUAAACAAAUCUCAGACCACUCUGUCACAGCAGAAGAACUACAAGCAGCACCAGGUUCAAACAAGGGAAGACAGAAGAGUAAAACAUAAGGAGGACAGGAAGCAGAAGAAGGAGAAGAUGCUCCGUGCAAGACGAGGCCUGGUCAUGGCAUAAGAUC